AUGGCCUCCGUCAACAUCGUGAAGGGAACCAAAGAGCAACUCGUCGCUUUCCUGGUCCUCAAUCUAUGGCCUUCUCACUUUGGAUUACCUCUCCUUCUCGCUACGAUCCUGCUUUCCAGGAAGGUUCAUCGGCACCCGACAUUCAUCAAUCUCUGUACUGGCUUUAUUCUCGUUGGAGUUGCAUCUUGUUUGCUCCUCUAUGCAGGUAAAACCACCGGACCAGAACCCUCGAAAGAGCUAUGUUUGUUCCAGGCCUCGAUUCUCUACGGCUUCCCGGCAUUCGCAUCUCUUUUGGGCUUUAUGCUCGUCUUGCAGAUGUUCCUUGUGGUGCGAGCAUCUGCCCAAAAGCAAGUUAUACGAGGUCCCCAAGCACUGCGGUUAUGGAUCAUGUUGGCGACCCCAUAUCUUGCGCUCUUGAUCAGUAUGGCUGCUACCAUUGCGGUUGGGGUUGCCCGUCCAGAGAGUGUAUCGCGCGAUCGUCGUUUUUUCUAUUGCUCAGUUGAUUCAGGCAUCCUCUCUGGGACACUUGCUGCUGCUGGAGCCUUAGUUCUUAUUGCAACCCUCGCCCUUGAAAUUUGGACCCUGGUCAUCCUUUUCAAGAACCACAAGGUCAAUCAAGGGGUGCUCGAGCUCAGCUUGCCUAUUCGCGUCAUGGCAUUCGGUCUCUACGUUAUUAUCGCGAUCAGUCUGAGUCUCCUCAGUGUAACCUCACCCGAAAGUCCCAUUCCUGAUUUAGUGAUUGCGUCGGCUGCAACCGUCAUCAUCUUGAUCUUCGGUACUCAGCGCGAUAUUUUACGAGCACUUUGCUUCUGGCACAAAGAACCUCAACUCAAGUUCAACCAGCUCAGCUCUGCUCCAGUCACAGGCAGUCACGUGUCGCAAAAAUCCAAAGUUUCCGAAUCGGUAUAG
Mycena indigotica is the source of this 909-nucleotide messenger RNA. RefSeq lists its product as uncharacterized. The coding region runs from base 1 to 909 and encodes 302 amino acids. NCBI's taxonomy places the organism in Eukaryota, Fungi, Basidiomycota, Agaricomycetes, Agaricales, Mycenaceae. The record is from RefSeq and is a predicted model, not a curated record. The transcript has 12 exons.